CUCCGUGCGAACCCCGGAGCCGCCUAGUGAAAGCUAAGACGCAUAAUCUACGAUAAGGGGCUAACUACCUUCAGGAGACAGGAGGCAUUUAACAUCGCCUUACGGAGAACAAACUAGAAUUUACGCAGCAUAAUCGGCAUAUUAACACGGUUCAUAUUAGGUAGGAGAAGAGGUCUCCCACCAUGGAUGACCCCUCGACCAUUAGAGCCUCCGCUUUGGAUAAGCUUGCAGCAUUAGCGGUCAGGAGACCAGAAUGCGGCAGCGACUCUGAUAUUGCACGUCUCGUUCAGCAGACGCUACCCCCGGCUUAUCAGUCGGACAACACCCUCAAUGGUAUCUUACAUACCCAAGCCCCUACAUCACGGGUGCCUAUGGGCAUGAGGGAGCUCGAUGUACUCACUGCUCUAUGUAAAGCAUCUCCUUCAGUGGUCAAAAUCGAGCAUGCCUCAAGACUAGCUUCGCUGUUGUCUCAGUACCUUCCCGAGUCUCAUAGUCAACUCUUCCGCCCUUCCCCCUUCCUGCAUAAUGUGAAACCGUCCCCUUGGGAGAAUCUUACUCAUCAUCUUGCACUGGCUCUCCUCUCGCUGGGUUCGAGCUACCCAUCGCUACGUAAUACCGUGCUGGGUGCUCUCAACGGAUAUUUAUACAAUUGUGCCGAGGCCAUUAAAGCAGUGGCACCUCUUGAUCGCUACCAUUCGGGAACAAAUAGGCGUGAUGCUGGAUUUGAGUCCGUUGGCGUGUUGUCAAUAUCCGUCUCUCUCGUUGGCUUCUUGGGAGCUUCGGCCGAGUUUACUUCAUUCUGGUCCGCCAGUGAGAAACUACAAUUAGUCAAUAACUUGCGGUCGAUGCUCUGUGAACAGUUUUUGGUAGCUGUGGAGACUGCCUCGUCAACUGUGCGGAAUGCCACCUUGCCCGAAAAUCUGCUUAGAGAGUGGAGAAAAUAUACCCGCCGUUACGAUGCUGAUGGGCGUCCUUUAGGGGCCAUGCUGCUACAAGAGGGAUGUAUUCGAUUUGUCAAGUCAUGUGCUACAUCUAUGGCCGGGGCACGUGGCUUAUCAAAUGACGAAUUCUUCCGCGGCUGCCUGAACUGCACGGGAAUCGCUAGGAGUCCCAGCGACGCUGAGAUUGCUCUCAUUGAUCGCGUGACAGCCAUCAUCGCUGAUGAAAUUCAGCUCCUGGAAGAUGGCUCGGAUUAUCUGCAACUUGGCUCCCCUUGGCAGCAGCGGCUUGCGUUUUCCAUGAAAGCUCUGGCGUUAGUCGGAUAUCUUAACUGCAUCAUUGUGUGUGAGGAUACGACGAACAAGGAUGAGUUCCUUUCAUGGUUAGAGGAUACACUUAUGGACCCGAACCAAAUGGCUUGUGCGGAUUUAGCAACCGCUGCUCUGAGGAGCAUGGCGAUCAUUUCACGAAUUUCUGUAAGCGUCGCCUCCUCGGGAUGCCGCUCUCUCCUAAGAUUUAUUAUCGAGGGUGGUGCGCCGACCGGUUGUACUGGCUUCGUUGCUGGGAAAUGCCUUGCACAAAUUCUUGGUGUUCUUUCCCAAGACGCCGUUAUCACUACUCUCUACUCAUUGGGGAAUGUUCUGAGCUCCGGAUCAAGCACCGACAAAUCGUAUCAAAGCCAUCUGCUGGGAGAUACUGCAGCUCAUGGUGGUGCAUCUCUCCCGUUUUCAACGAUGAGAACUGGCAGUGUGGUUUCUUUCACAGCUGACGGCGAAGCAAAUAAUCUCUCCUACAAGAAUGUUGUCCGAGCCAUUGUAACAAUCGCCACGAGCUGCAAUGACGAGAAAAUAAGCGCCUUAGCACAAUCCAUGUUGCUACAAAAAAUAGGAAAGGUGAAUGCUGCCAUCGAUGCUUUUAUCAUUACGGAGACAGCUGCCAUAUCGCUGAGCACUGGACAAGCUGAGUUUCAACUUCUACUCAAGUUCUACGACCGAGCAUACCGAGACGGUAUCGCCAGGGGCUAUAGCAGUAUUACUGAUGCUGUCGAGAGUGCAUUGGCAUAUCUCUCCGUCACACUCAAAAGAAGUUCGCCGUUGUACAAUGUAUAUUUGGUUCACUUGUUAGAGAACGUUGUGAAUAAGGGUGACGCCACUGAUCUCGAAAAGGAGCGGCAGAAGGAGCUUGCUCUCGCAGCUGACGAAAUCAGCCCCCUCUUAAGGCCCCUAGCUUUGCUCGUCUCUUCUGAAAGGCGGCAGCUGGGAAAUGCACAAACGGUUGCAGAGUACGACCAGGAUAUGUCUGCUUUGUUCCGCGAUGCAUGGUUUAAUAUUGCGGUCCAUGGGAUAUCCAUCCGUUCCGCUGUCGGCCAAAGUCAUUUUGAAGAGUUGCGCUUGCUCGCGAAGCACUCACCACCCCUUGUCUCCGAAGAUCGUAUGGAGGCAACUGAAAGCGACGUUGAGCUGAAUACAAUCCUUAGACGUGGAAUGGGCUCGCAACGCCUUUCGGAGCAAAAGCGCGAUCUGAUUUCUGAGCUCCCUGGUCAUGAAGCAGAAAUAAAGCGCUUAAGUUAUCCACAGGUGGUUUUUCUCAACGCUACGCUCUUGGUUGAAAAUCUUCGUGCUUUAUCCGGAAAUUGUACCACGCUCCUUGAUUACUUCCGAGACCCGGUCUUAGCCACCCCAGAAAUGGCUAGUUGCAUGAGUGCAAUUGCAGAAAAGAUAGUGACUUGCUACCUCUCACUCACGCUCUCCGGGAAGUCUGAAGAUUUCUCUGUUCCGUUCCUAUCAAGAGAACUAGCUGGCUUUUUUAUUGCCUGCAGCCACCGCGUUGAAAGAGUCCAAAACGUGGCCGUGCUUUGUGCUAACAAGGUCAUUAAUGAAUGUCCAUCAGCCCUGUGUGAAAAGCACUCCCUAUUCGCUUUGCUCGAACUUCUGACAGUCAUGUGGCGUUCAUGCCUGGAAGGAGAACUCGACGAGUUCGAAUGGAAUCCUUCAUUUACUUCACCCACAGGAAUGGUCAAGGCCGAUCUACCCGAUAAUUAUAAUUUUAGAAAAAGGACAUUGGACGUUUUGCUCGAACGAUCCAGGGCCUGGGUAGCGGCAGCCAUGGAUAUUGCCCCCCUGGAUAUCAAAGGGCUGCUUCAGACAUAUCUGUCCCUUUCUGAUGAUCAUGCUGGUUAUGGCAACAUUUUGCUGGGGCGCUCAUUUGCACUUGAAAUGGGUUCUCUCAUUCCAAACAGUGAUCAACGGCUUGGCUCUAUCGACAUCCAUGGCCUUAGUAAGAUAAACGUUGCCUCCGACUUCAUUUCCCAAUACUCCACACGUCAGAAUUACAGGACUUUAUAUGCACCAAGUGUUGGUUGCUCAGAAAAAGGAACAAUUAGGCUCAGCGUUCACAAAGGCUCUGUGCUCUCCGAGCCCCAGCUUGCUGCAAGUGAAGCCAUGGAGAGCACGUUAUGCCAACUCUCCGCACAUAUAAAUUCAGGCGACGCUGUUUCUAUUGUUGAUGUUCGGGAUGUGUUACGCCGAGCCGCAGGCCUGCUGUGCAAUGAUAGCAACCCUUCGGCUUCCCUUGCUCAAUACCUAGUCCAAGUACCUUUCCAGCUCUUCUCGAAGGAAUCGAUGGAUAUUGGCAUAUCUCUUUGGCUGGGUGUGAUGCAUGAGAACCCAAGGGUGGAAUCCAAAAUCUUGGUGGAAGUCAUUGGGGCUUGGGAAAGAUCAAUCCAGCGUCGAAGGGGGUUGUUUGACCCGUCUUGCAACUAUGUGGAUCCAAUGUUUACCAGAAUCGAGCUUCUUCCCACUGACAAAGCUCUAAUGGUCAAAAACCAACAAAAGGCUCAGAGUGCCCUAACACCUCAUUUCCAGAUCUUGCAAUUCUUUGAAAGUCACUUUGCUGCCGUUCGGUUGGGUAACUCCCAAAUCCAGUCUCUUUUCUGCCGUCUGGUCGAUAAAACGACUGUGGGUUUUCUGCAAGCCAGCUGCCAUCCACUUGCCAGGGAACUGCAUUUUCGCAUUGUUCUGUUCGGUUUGAAAGUGUUAAAGAAUUCUCGGUUGCCAGAUCAGAACCUCGUGUGGAAACUCAAAGACCAGAUCUUGUCAGCUGCCUUGACUUGGUUUCAACAUCCGCCCAGAUGGUCAUUUGGAGGCAAUCGGUUACAGAUCAAGGCCGAAGACAGAAUACUCAAUGAUGUUGCUUCUGCUCUGGCAGACGUUGCUGGCAUUGCUUGUCACAUUCGUAGCUCCCCCAAGACGCUUCAGGCAAAGCAGGAGCUUCUCCAGCUUCUUCUGGAAGACGAAAGAUCACGUCUCAGAGUCUGGCUUUACCCCUUGGAGGCAGACCGGAAACAUCACAUGCCACAGUCAGCCGCGGUUAGAAGUUUUACAGAGGAUGCCACAAAUCUACUACGCCUUGCAUGGGCUGAAGCCCCAGGUUUAGCUAUACAUCUCUCCACCCGUUUCCCGUCUGCGAAGCUGAAGAACGACAUUCGCUGGUUGGUGCUUAAUUUUCCGGACAAGGCUAUCGAUGAGUCCAGUGCGCUUGAGACCCUGUUUGGGUCGACUCUUCCUGCCGAUGUCCAUACUCAACUGAAGUAUCUUCUAUACUGGGCCCCUGUCAAUCCCACUGAAGCCCUGACUUAUUUCCUUCCUGCCUAUGGAAACCAUCCUUUCAUACUACAGUAUGCGAUGAAAGCCCUUGAAAGUCAUUCCGUUGAUGUUCGCUUCUACUUCGUUCCACAGUUGGUCCAAGCCUUGCGAUACGAUGCUCUAGGCUAUGUAGAGCGCUACAUAUUGGAGACAGCCAAGUUAUCUCAGUUGUUUGCGCACCAAGUGAUAUGGAAUAUGAAAGCCAAUUCUUAUAAGGAUGAGGAUUCUCAGAUUCCGGAUCCCCUCAAGCCAACAUUGGACGGAUUCAUGGAUACUUUAGUGUCAAGCUUCACAGAUGAGGAGCGUGAGUUCUAUGAAAAGGAGUUUUCAUUUUUCAAUGAAAUUACCGGGAUUUCCGGAAAACUUCGGCCCUACAUCAAAAGAAGUAAGGCCGAGAAGAAGGAAAAGAUUGAGGAAGAACUCCGCAAAAUCAAGGUGGAAGUGGGUGUAUACCUCCCAAGCAACCCAGAGGGUGUUGUUGUUGGAAUCGAUCGCAAGUCCGGCAAACCGCUCCAAAGUCACGCAAAAGCGCCCUAUAUGGCGACUUUCAGGAUUCAGAAAACAAGGGCAUCGUCGGAUGAUGACAAAGCCACCCAGGAGCUCGGUGACCAUCUUCCUAAUCGGAGCCAGGAAACCUAUGAAGUAUGGCAGUCAGCCAUCUUCAAGGUUGGUGACGAUUGCCGCCAAGACAUGUUGGCUUUGCAGAUGAUUGCCGCUUUCCGGAGCAUCUUCACGAGCGUUGGACUUGAUGUGUGGGUAUUCCCUUAUCGAGUAACUUCAACGGCACCUGGUUGCGGCGUCAUUGAUGUACUUCCGAAUUCAAUUUCGCGCGAUAUGCUGGGCCGUGAGGCAGUCAAUGGCCUGUAUGACUACUUUAUCUCGAAGUACGGUGGUGAGGAGUCGAUCCGGUUUCAGGAAGCACGCACAAAUUUCGUCAAGAGUAUGGCCGCUUACUCUGUGAUUUCCUAUCUCCUACAAUUCAAGGAUCGGCAUAACGGAAAUAUAAUGAUUGACGAUGCCGGUCACAUCAUACACAUCGACUUCGGGUUCUGUUUCGAUAUUGCACCGGGAGGCGUGCGGUUUGAGCGAGCCCCCUUCAAGUUGACCUCUGAAAUGGUUGCUGUGAUGAGCGGUUCCCAGCAGACGCAUGCGGGUAACAGCUCCGGCGGCGGACUUAGUCUCCCCGGCGGUGGCUCCUAUAGUCCUACCAACACGCAGCCUUAUCGGUGGUUUGAAUCCCUGGUGGUGAAGGCAUUCCUUGCUUCGAGACCAUACAGUUCUAAACUGUCUCACAUUGUGUCGUUGAUGCUUGAUAGUGGCCUGCCUUGCUUCAAGCCCGAUACGCUGAAGAACUUCCGUGAUCGGUUUGUACUUGAAAAGACCGAAAGAGAAGCAGCCGAGUACAUGCGGGAGCUUGUCCGCAAAUCAUACAUGAGCGUUUCGACCAAAGGAUACGACCAAUUCCAAUUGUUGACAAAUGGCAUCCCGUAUUGAACUCCACGGGCACCACUUGCGGCAAGGAAGAAUGGCAGUUUGGCUAGCUGUUAUGUCUGACUACAACACUUCUCUUUCUUUAUCUUUAGUUGUUCGUACAAUUCUUCCUUCUUUUUGUCUUUCAUUGAACUCU
Molecule: messenger RNA, 6210 nt
Organism: Aspergillus ibericus CBS 121593
Lineage: Eukaryota; Fungi; Ascomycota; Eurotiomycetes; Eurotiales; Aspergillaceae
Gene: stt4
Product: 1-phosphatidylinositol 4-kinase STT4
Exons: 11
Coding region: 183-6077 (1964 amino acids)
Biological process (GO): phosphatidylinositol phosphate biosynthetic process; phosphatidylinositol-mediated signaling
Cellular component (GO): plasma membrane; cytoplasm
Molecular function (GO): 1-phosphatidylinositol 4-kinase activity
Source: RefSeq, a predicted model, not a curated record